AUGGGUCAAGGCCAAUCUGGUAUGGGUGGUGAGGGGGGACGGAACGAAAAAGACAAAAAGAAGGACAAGCCCAAGUACGAGCCCCCGCCGAGGCCAACAACCCGGGUCGGCCGCAAGAAGAGAAAGGCUGGCGGUACUAGCGCUGCUGCCAAGCUCCCUGCUGUCUAUCCCACGAGCCGAUGCAAGCUUCGACUGCUUCGAAUGCAGAGAAUUCACGACCACCUCCUCCUUGAAGAAGAAUAUGUCGAGAACCAGGAGCGACUGCGCAAGGCCAAGGCCGCCAAGGAGGGUCAGACUGCCGGCCCCGAUGUCGACGUCGACAGGUUAGCCGACGAGCGGGGCCGUGUCGACGAUAUGCGAGGAAGCCCAAUGAGCGUCGGCACAUUGGAGGAGCUCAUUGACGACGACCAUGCCAUCGUGAGCAGCACAACCGGUCCUGAAUACUACGUCAGCAUCAUGAGCUUUGUCGACAAGGACCUUCUUGAGCCGGGCGCCAGCGUUUUGCUGCACCACAAGAGCGUCAGCAUUGUUGGAGUCUUGACCGACGACGCAGACCCCAUUGUCAGCGUCAUGAAGCUCGACAAGGCGCCAACAGAGUCGUACGCUGAUAUCGGUGGUUUGGAGCAGCAGAUUCAAGAGGUUCGAGAGUCAGUGGAGCUGCCACUGCUUCACCCCGAGCUGUACGAGGAGAUGGGCAUCAAGCCUCCCAAGGGCGUCAUUUUAUACGGUGCUCCCGGUACUGGAAAGACCCUUUUGGCAAAGGCAGUUGCCAACCAGACAUCCGCCACAUUCUUGCGUAUUGUGGGCAGCGAGCUGAUUCAGAAGUACCUGGGAGAUGGCCCCCGGUUGGUGCGACAGCUGUUCCAGGUUGCUGGUGAAAACGCACCCUCCAUUGUUUUCAUUGAUGAAAUCGAUGCCAUUGGUACGAAACGAUACGAUUCCACGUCAGGAGGAGAGCGUGAAGUUCAGCGAACCAUGCUGGAGCUUCUCAACCAGCUUGACGGCUUCGACGACCGCGGCGACGUCAAGGUCAUCAUGGCAACCAACAAGAUCGAUACGCUCGACCCUGCGCUUAUCCGACCCGGCCGAAUCGAUCGAAAGAUUCUGUUCGAGAACCCCGAUCAAAACACGAAACGCAAGAUCUUCACCCUACAUACCUCCAAGAUGAACCUCAACGAUGAUGUGGAUCUGGAUGAGUUCAUCUCCCAGAAGGAUGACCUGUCCGGUGCCGAUAUCAAGGCCAUCUGCUCAGAGGCUGGUAUGAUGGCUCUACGGGAGCGACGUAUGCGGGUGCAGAUGGCGGAUUUCCGAUCUGCUCGAGAGCGGGUGUUGCGCACCAAGCAGGAGGGUGAGCCGGAGGUUGCCCCCACCAUCCCGCAAGCGAUUGAUCCCAUCAUCAUCUUAUUCACAUCGUCUCGUCUCGUCUCGUCUCGUCUCAUCUCUGAGCUCGCCCCUGUUAUCCCGUUGCUACCAACGGCAACAGCUCUAGAGCAAUACACGAGAUAUCUCCGCUCCAUCUUGAUUUACUCCAAAACGAUGGGCGCCGCAAUAGAGCCCACGCAAAGCGAUGGCGACGCAAAUACUGGAACAAAGAGCCGUCCAACAGCGAGGCUAUCCGCUGCGUACUCUUAUGCUCAAAACUCUUUGAACUCUUUGAUUCCGCCGUCUUCUCGCCAACACGCAUACGACGCAGCAUCAUCAUUUGCCUCUAAUCAACCCGUACUUUUCUCCUUUACAGUUUUCCAAGCCCUCUUCGCGCUUCUCCCCCUUCUGCUAUUCUUCUCCUUUGCGUUGUCAACCAUUCUCCUGGCCCUCUCUGCUGCGUUUGCCUUUGCGUUUUUCUGGAUCGGCAUUGCGUGCCUCUUUUUGAUCCCGACUUUGUUCAUUACGGCAUCUCUCGCAGUAUUAUGCUGGGGAACGUCAGUGGGGAGCUUUGUUGUUGCUAGAAAGCUGUACCACUAUGCGCCGGCGGCAAUUCAACAGGACAGGAAUGAUACAAAAUCGCCGGCAAGCGAGGAUACGCUGGUUGUACCCGAGUUGGUAGUGUCGAAUGAUGUGGGAGUCAAGAAGGAGGAUCAGUUGGACGACAUCAAGAGCUUGGAGUGA
This is a messenger RNA of Trichoderma aggressivum f. europaeum, 2106 nucleotides long. RefSeq lists its product as uncharacterized. The record is from RefSeq and is a predicted model, not a curated record. The transcript has 6 exons. Gene Ontology annotation, molecular function: proteasome-activating activity; ATP hydrolysis activity; ATP binding. The coding region runs from base 1 to 2106 and encodes 701 amino acids. Gene Ontology annotation, cellular component: proteasome regulatory particle, base subcomplex. NCBI's taxonomy places the organism in Eukaryota, Fungi, Ascomycota, Sordariomycetes, Hypocreales, Hypocreaceae. Gene Ontology annotation, biological process: proteasome-mediated ubiquitin-dependent protein catabolic process.